AUGAUCUCCAUCGAUUAUGCCCAGAUGGGCUCUAUAGCAUUGGCUGGUAUUCCUGUUGGGCUUUUCCUUGCAGUGAAUUCAUUAGCAACUGCAGCUGCAGUUUUUUCAGUCUAUGUGGGCUUCAUGGUUAUGAAACUUUUCGAAACAAGUUACGAUAUGCUCUUGCCUGCAGCCUCAAAAGUGGGACUUGGCCCAUAUAAACAGAUGCUAAAAGAUGGAAAGGAAGCAAAACGACGUCGAUUGCAACAACUCAAAGAGCAAGCAGAAAUGGAGACCAGUGAGAGAGCGGAGAUUGUUGAAGGUGGAUUGUUUGGAUUUUCUAUGUUGCUAAUAUAUUAGCA
Messenger RNA from Strongylus vulgaris, 341 nucleotides. NCBI's taxonomy places the organism in Eukaryota, Metazoa, Nematoda, Chromadorea, Rhabditida, Strongylidae. The record is from the annotation of a GenBank genome assembly.